This is a messenger RNA of Trichechus manatus latirostris (Florida manatee), 1053 nucleotides long. RefSeq names its product E3 ubiquitin-protein ligase RNF168-like. Gene Ontology annotation, cellular component: nucleus; site of double-strand break. Gene Ontology annotation, biological process: double-strand break repair. The transcript is spliced from 3 exons. NCBI's taxonomy places the organism in Eukaryota, Metazoa, Chordata, Mammalia, Sirenia, Trichechidae. The record is from RefSeq and is a predicted model, not a curated record. Gene Ontology annotation, molecular function: nucleosome binding; ubiquitin-protein transferase activity.
AUGUUGAAGAAAAUCAUUGUAGAGACAAGCUUGGAGUAUUUUGAAAACAGCAAGAAAGUCAAUGAGAGGGAAAUAGAGCAAAUGAGGAGGAAGAAGCAUGAGAGAGAGCCUGAGGCCACCAAGUUGAUGAAUAAUGUAAGCCUUUGGACGGAAAGAAAGUCUCCACUCUUCUGCAUGACUCCAGUAUUAAAGGAGCAUCACCUCGGGGAGAAUGGUCUUUGCUCAGAGCAGAGUAGACAGGCACUGCUCAAAGAAGAUAAAACACCCCAGCUCAGUAGUCAGAGAGCCUUGAUUUCAGACACAGAGAGUCUCCUGGUUUCUGAGGAUGAGCAACCCAGUGGAGUUUUCAUCUUCAGUGAGGAAACUGCAGUUAAGCCUUGCGGCAAAACAGAGAGUGGGCUUGGUAUAUUUGGUAUGACACAGAUAACUGGAAACAGCAUGAUGGUGAAAAAAUAUGAAGAGACUAACCUACUGAUCAGUAGUAAUACUUUCAAAAGAAAAAAUGAGGCGUCUACCUCUACAGCAGUCAGGGAUCCAUGCUUUUCUGCAAAAAGAAGGGAAAUAUUCCCCAUAGCUUCCCCAGACCAAGAAGAAACAGAAAUCAACUUUACUCAGAAACAGAUGGAGUCGGAGCAUCUACUUUUUGAGAAACGUAAACAAGAAGAACAGGACAGGUUAUUAGCAUUUCAGUUUCAGAAAGAGAUGGAUAAAGAACAAAUGAAGCUAAACAGGCGAAAAGGAUCCCCAGGUAAAUAUCAGUUAUUUACUACAUCCUUUUCUCCAGACACAUUUCUAAUGGGACAGAAGGAUUCCAAAGACAGCAACUUCAAGAAACAGAAUGAUAAGGAACUUUCAAAAUGUUGGAGAAGCUUAAGAGAUGAAAACCAGCAACCUUCUUUUAAGAUUCAGUUAAAACACUCAGCUACUGGUAAUGGAAGAAGGAUGCCAAAUUCUACUAGACAUGGUUGUGAUGUGCCAACAAGUGCCCAUUCCCCACAGCCUAGUAAUUCAUAGAAAAAUAUUUUUCAAAUGUUUCAGAGAUACAGAAAGUAA